Messenger RNA from Pocillopora meandrina, 461 nucleotides. The record is from the annotation of a GenBank genome assembly. Lineage: Eukaryota; Metazoa; Cnidaria; Anthozoa; Scleractinia; Pocilloporidae.
AUGGCCGUUAUGAAAUUCUUUUGUGUAUCUUCGCUCUUUAAUGUUGUAACCAUAAGUGUGGACAGGUUCUUAGCUGUUCAUCUUCAUCUCAGAUAUCGAGAGCUUGUGACUCACAAGCGCGUCAUUGCAGCAGUGACAUCAAUAUGGCUGUUAAGCGCAAUUAUUUCUUCUAGUGUCUUUUGGGAUCCAUUGCUUUUCAGCUCACAAGUCACUGGGCUCGUGAUUAAGACUGUUUGCCUUAUUGUAGUGGUAAUUUUCUACUGGAGGAUUUAUAUAGUCUUAAAGCGACACAUAAUCCAGAUUGAAGGCCUUCAAAUCCAAGAAGCGCAACAGGGAGUUCAAAAUGGCGACUUAUCUAACUUUUGAAGCUUCGAAAGUCAGCUCUUGGAACAUUUUUUGUAUGUAUUGUGUUCUUAAUUUGCUAUUUGCCUUGCUAUAUUCUCUCCUUUUUUUACUACUAA